AUGGCCGAACCCAAACCCGCGCCUCGGGAAGAGGCGACUGAGGAGAGGACUGAGCCGUUUUCACAGUCCGAGCUCGACGCCCGCGUCCGCAACGUCGACGUCGGGACCCCGAGCCCGGGCUCCGACGAUGAGCAUGUCCCUCUCGACGUUCUUUUGCUCGAGGACCAUCACCACCGCCAAAACAUUCGCCUCUUGGUCCGUCCUCUCGCCGAGCUGCCCAACACCAUUCCCGUCGCGCCUCAGGGAGAUAAUUGCCGCUGGCUCGCCCUCCGCGCCGAGGUCGCCGCCCCCGAGCAGCCCUCGCACAGAGUCUUGGCCGUGACUCAGACCGCUCGCGACAUCAAGUUUUCUGUGCGCAUACCUGCCGAUGUCGAGGAGGUCGAUGCCUUUGCCCGUCCCGAGCUUUGGUGCGAGCUCUAUUUCGAUCCCGCCAGCGACAAGCUCAUCCUUGUCAACCGCUCCGACGUUCCCAUCGCUCUUGUUCGUCUCUCCCAGGUAGCUCCCGUCAGCCCAUCCUUGAACGACUACCGCAUCGUCUACCCUCACGUCACCAAGUCGCUGGAACCCGGCACCUGGCGCAUCAAGGUCCACGAUGCUGCUGUUUUGGAUUUUAGAAUUCUGGAGAAGCGUCCUGUCGUCCUCUACGAACAGCCAGCUCUGACUCACAGCCAAAGCACAUCUUCCCGUGGUAGCUCCGCGCUAGUCUCGACUAGUAACAAGAGAGCCUUGACCCCCGAUGAUGAUGAUGAAGGUGACAAGCGCGUCAAGCGUCGCAUCUCGCAAGUCGAAGGUCGUCCCUCAGAUGGUGUGGUCAUGUUUUUGAACCCUUCUGCGGAUCCUCUCGUGUUCUCGCUACCCAAUGGCGCCAAGAGGUCGGGCAAGGAGCUGUCAUCGGGCAACACCAAUGCUCUGCUUCAGGCCGAACAGGGUGAUACAAUAUACAUGACAGGCAUAUGCGAGCUUGAUGAGUACCAACUCAUCAAGCAGGAGCCCAUCGCCUCGACGGCCCAGUCCGCCGUCUUUGUCGGUCGUUACUCUAAGCGUCCCGACAACAUCGUGACCGUCAAGGUGCUCAAGACGGUGGUGAGCAAUGCGGAGAAGCCAAAUGUACAUGAGCGCAAUGUCAUUCGCCAAGCCGACAUGUGGCAACGCGAGUACCAAACACAAGAAAACCUAGAGCAUCAUUCCAUCGUACGCUACUACGGUGGCGACGCCCGCUUUCUUUCGCUUUACAUGGAGCACGUUGAUGCCAAGGACCUGACUGUUCAAAACCGUUGGAGAAGCAAGCAAGACGACCACUUUACCGGGACCGCAAAGGACGCCGCCCGCAUUUUGCGAGAUAUAGCCGGUGCCUUGAGCUACAUUCACGGCCGCCAGCUCGUCCACAACGACAUCAAGCCUGCCAAUAUCUUGUACUCUAUGGAGCGCGGCGCCGUCCUGUGCGACUUUGGCAUGUCAACCGCUACCUCGAGCCCGCCCGGCGGUGGCGGCACACCGUACUACAUCCCGCCCGAGUUUAUGGGGAGCAAACUCCGCGGACCGGCGGCUGAUGUUUGGGCCAUGGGUGUCACCAUGCUGUACCUGCUGCGCAAGCUUCCCCUCCCGGAGAGCCGCGCCAGACCGCAAAACGGCAACCGGCAGCUUUACUGGCUGAUUGCGGGCGUCAACAACCCGCAGAUGAAUCAGAGGUACGGCAAUGGCCAGUCGGCCAUGAUGCAAAUGCGCACCUGGCUCACCGAGGUGCACAAUGCCGCGCAUAGCCUCGACAGGGAGGACCGCUUGGAGCGCAUCGUCAAGGAGAUGCUCACCCCGAAUCCUACGCAGCGCAUCACAAUGGCUUCCGUCUUGGAGCAGCUCACUCUAGAGCCAGUCGCUGUGACGGCUUAA
Messenger RNA from Beauveria bassiana ARSEF 2860, 1887 nucleotides. Its product is annotated as MAP kinase kinase skh1/pek1. Bases 1 to 1887 code for a protein of 628 amino acids. Gene Ontology annotation, biological process: peptidyl-threonine phosphorylation; peptidyl-serine phosphorylation. The transcript has a single exon. The record is from RefSeq and is a predicted model, not a curated record. Gene Ontology annotation, molecular function: protein serine/threonine kinase activity; ATP binding. NCBI's taxonomy places the organism in Eukaryota, Fungi, Ascomycota, Sordariomycetes, Hypocreales, Cordycipitaceae.